This is a messenger RNA of Monoraphidium neglectum, 1119 nucleotides long. RefSeq lists its product as hypothetical. The transcript has 7 exons. Gene Ontology annotation, biological process: fructose metabolic process; fructose 6-phosphate metabolic process; fructose 1,6-bisphosphate metabolic process. Bases 1 to 1119 code for a protein of 372 amino acids. Gene Ontology annotation, cellular component: cytoplasm. Gene Ontology annotation, molecular function: fructose 1,6-bisphosphate 1-phosphatase activity. The record is from RefSeq and is a predicted model, not a curated record. Lineage: Eukaryota; Viridiplantae; Chlorophyta; Chlorophyceae; Sphaeropleales; Selenastraceae.
AUGGCAACGCUAUCAACGGAUGUGGCCCCGGCGGGGGCCACCCCAGCGCCUAGCAUAGCCGCACCUGGCGCUACCCUGGCUCAGGCGCUGCAGGCGGCGGCCGUUGAGCCGAAGCUGGCCGAGAUCAUCACUUGCCUGGCGGAUUGCGUAGGGGAGAUUGGGGAGGCGCUUCGCAGCAAGGAUUUUGAGCAGGCGGGGUCCACCAACAGCUUUGGGGACGAGCAGCUGGAGGCGGACCUGUACGCGGACGGCAUCAUAUUCCGGCGGCUGCGCAGCUGCGGCGCGGCGGCGUCGGCGUCGUCUGAAGAGACAACAGACAUUGUGCCCCUGGGUGGCAGCGGCUACUCGGUGGCAUUCGACCCAUUGGACGGGUCGUCCAUCGUGGACGCGAACUUCGCGGUCGGCAGCAUCUUCGGGGUCUGGCCAGGGCCCACCCCGCUCGGUCAGACGGGGCGCGACCAGGCGGCGGCAAUGUACUCUGUUUACGGCCCGAGGACGAUGCUGGUUGUCGCAUACUCGGAUGCCAACGGCAACAAGCUUGUGCAGCAAUACGUCCAGAGCACGCACCACCAACAGCAGCAGCAGCGGCAGGACGAGCAGCAGCAGCAGCAGCAGCAGCAGGAGCAGGAGCAGCAGCAGCAGCAGCCCGGCGCCGCCGGCGAGCGGCAGGAGUGCAGCAGCAGCGGCCGGCCGGCCGAGUGGACGCUGCAGCGCGUGUACGCGGGGCUGCGCCACACGAAGAUCAUUGCGCCGGCCAACCUUCGGGCGGCGGCGGACAACGCGGCGUAUAGGCAGCUGGUGGAGGCCUGGAUCGACGGGGGCUACAAGCUGCGGUACUCUGGCGGCAUGGUGCCGGACGUGCACCACAUUUUGGCAAAGGGCGGCGGCGUGUUCUGCAACCCGGCGUCGCCCGAGAGCCCCGCGAAGCUGCGCCUGCUGUACGAGUGCGCCCCCCUGUCCUUCGUGAUCGAGGCCGCCGGCGGCGCCUCGUUCUGCGGCCGCGGGUCGGUGCUCGACCUGCCCAUUCGCGACACGGGCGCCAAGACCACCAUCGCGGUCGGGACCAAGGAGGAUGUUGGCAAGUGCCUCGAAGCCAUGAGCGCGUCCCCGGCCCCGUGA